Molecule: messenger RNA, 1919 nt
Organism: Hirundo rustica (Barn swallow)
Lineage: Eukaryota; Metazoa; Chordata; Aves; Passeriformes; Hirundinidae
Product: espin-like protein
Exons: 4
Coding region: 1-1692 (563 amino acids)
Biological process (GO): actin filament bundle assembly
Cellular component (GO): cytoplasm
Molecular function (GO): actin filament binding
Source: RefSeq, a predicted model, not a curated record
AUGGGGGGCCCUGGGCCAGCUGGGGGGGCCCUGGAGGUGUUGGGGCCCAUCUCCCUUGCUGCCCUCCCCCAGGAGGAGGCCCGCGCCUCUGCCCCCAGCAGCCGCCCGGCCCGGCAGGGGAUGGAGCCCGGCAGGUCGGUGCCGGCGGAGCUGAAGCUCCGCAAGCCCUCGCAGCGGGCCAGGAUCCCGGCGCCCUUCCUCGCCCACUCGGGCGGGGCGCCUGGACCGGCGGGGCCCCCCGGGCCGGACCCCGCGGAGGUAGACGCGGAGUCCCUGGUGCCCACGCACGAUGACCGGGGCCGGCUCAUCCCCGAGUGGAAGCGGCAAGUGAUGGUGCGGCGGCUGCGGGCCCGGCUGGCGGACGAGGACCCGGCGGGAGGGCAGGUUCGAGGGGCACGGGGAGUGGAGGGGGCGCGGGCUGACGCAGGCUCCUGGAGCUUCUCGGCCUCCCACCAAGCCGUGCUGGGCCCGUUCGGGGAGCUGCUGACCGAGGCAGACCUGCAUCAGCUGGAGAGGGCGGUGGAGAGCCUGCGGCUGCGGCGGCGCGGCGAGGUGUACCAGGGCGAGCUGCGGCGCCUGGUGCGGGAGCUCCGCGCCCUCCUGCCCGCCCCGCUGCUCAGCAUCUCCGUCCGCAGCCCCCCGCCCGCUCCGGGGCAGCCCCUGCCCCUCUGGUGCGGCCGCCUGGCCGGCGCCGUCAAUAGCCUGGCCGCGCUGCUGGGCAACGCCGAGGGGGCGUGGGGACCCCGCGCUGCCGCCGCCGCGCCCGCCGCCACCUCCGCUCUCCCCGCCGCCACCUCCGCUCUCCCCGCCGCCGGCGGGCAUCCCCGGGAGCCGGGGGGGAGCCUGGCGCAGCGGGAGAUCCGGCAGUGCGGAGUUUGCGUCCGCAGCCUGCGCGGCGCCUUCGAGCCCGCCUGGGGCGCCGCGGGGAGCGCACCGGCCGGCGGCGGCGAGGCGGAGGCCGCCAGCGACUCGGGCAUCAGCUGCGAGGAGGCGUUUUCCGACGGCGGCGGCGGCUCCCCGCGGCAGGGGAAGGGGCCGGGGCCGGAGUGGGGCAGCCUGAGGAAGGAACGGAUCGUGAUGCUCUUCCUGAGCCACUGGAGACGCUCCGCUUACGCGCCCCUGCCGCUCACCGCCGGGGGCCCUCGGGAGACGGCGGGCAGCGGGGCCCGGGCUGCGGCUCGCUUGGCGCGGCAGAGAGCGGCCAUCCAGAGGCUCCUGAGCGGCUGGCGGGACGCCGCCUCCCGCCGGCCCCCGCCGCCGCCCCCCGCCCGCACGCUGCUCUCCCCGGAGCAGUUCGUGUCGGCGGCGGGGGGCGGCCCGGCCGAGUACGAGAGCCUGUCGCUGGAGCUAUUCAUGCUGGGCUAUUUCCGCAUCUUGGAGCAGGACCUGCCCCCCGAGGAGCGCCGGGGUCGCCACCUGCUCUGUUUCGAGGUGUUCGAGCAGCUGGGCCGGCACGGCUGGCGGGCGGUGCGGGCUUUCCACCGCGCCGUCAUCGACGAGAUCGCGGCCGGGCGGCGCGGCUGGAGCGACGGCUUCGACGACAUCAAGGCACGGUACUUCGGGACCUCGCACGGCCCGGCCCAGCUGCCGGGGCGGGCCGGGGAGGAGGGGGACGAGAUCUGCCGCUACAUCGAUCGCAGCUUCGCCUUUUGGAAGGAGAAGGAGGCCGAGAUCUUCAGCCUGGAGGAGUGAUGCCGAAGGGCUUCGGAGGCCGCGGGCUGCAAUAAAAACCUUCUCGGUUCUGUCCCAGCUGAGCGAGGCUUUCCGCGGCGGUGAAGAAAGCCGCUAAGCUGGGCGGGCCGCCUCGGCACCCCAGCUCCCCCUCUCCCAGGGCGGGUGUUCCAAGCCCCGGCUGCCGCCGAGUGAGAUAACGACCUAUAUUUAUAGCGGCACCGGCGGUGCGAGCCCGAGGAGCGAGG